AUAACCUCUGAUAAAAUGAAAAAUUUGUAAACAUUGUUUAAUAAACAAUCUAAAUAGUGGUAAACAAAAUGAAAGUUACGUCAGUGCGCGUAAUCAAUCGGAUCCACAAAUGUUGCGUAGACGGUUGUUUAUCUCACCUUUUAACACCAAAACCGGCACUAUUCCGAUUUCCCAAAGAACUGGAAAGAUCAAGACAAUGGGCGGUAAACUGCAACUUCCCAGGCCGAAAAGGAGACGCACUGUUAGCCUCACCUUUAUUCAACACAAGUUACAGAGUUUGUGCCCUGCACUUCGAAGAAAACAUGUUCAUGAACAGUGAAAAGACUAGGCUGCAACUUGAUGCAAUACCCACUUUAAAUUUGCCUUUGUGUCCAAACAAAAUUGAAGUUUGUGAUGAUGAUGAUGAUGAUGAUGAUGAUGAUUCUUCUGAGGAAUCAGAAGUGGAAGAGAUUGAGAAGACUAAAAUACCUAUUGUACUUCUGGACAAGCUUAAGGAAGGAGUUGUACAAGCAGCAUUGGCUGGGUGCACAAUUAGACUAAAAGGGAUUGUGCCCAAAUCAGCCGUGGGCAAAAUUAUUAACACAUCCCAAAAAAAGCCUCCUCAACCAAAGCCUCAAUCUGUUAAUCCUGCAAAACCAUAUACUACCCCUCAGCCAGCCAAACGUCCCUUGUUGCCCAAGCCAACAAUACUCAAACCUAAAGUUACAAAGAUUGAUCCCUGUCCCCCAAAAGUUCACGUCAUCAUGAAACCAACUGAGCCUCCAAUUGUUAAACCAAGUGUAGCAGCAGUACCAUCAAACAUCCACCUAAUUGUGACUCCCAUAUCCACAAUCAAUCCAAAUCUUGUAAAAACAGGGAACCAAACGAAUGUUCCAGCAACUCAAACUUCAAAUAUUAGUUUAAAAAAUGUUAACAAAAUCAUUGACACCAUCAUGACUGCACCAGUUACCCAAAAUGUGCCAGUUGUUGUACCAAUAUCCACAACAAAUUCAAACCUUGUGAAAACAGGGAAUCAAACAAGUGUUGCAAAACCACAGGCUCCAAAUAAGCCCACUAUGCCAGUUAGUCAAAACGUGCCAUUUGUCCCAUCUUCUGAGCCUAUGGUCACUGAUGUUGUAGAAUCUCAACCUUUGGAUACAUUAAGUUAUGGGAACUUUCAGGCGAAGAGAAAAUGCGCCGUGGCUUCGUGUUGGGACAUGAAAUUCAAACGUCACAGGUUCCCACUACACAACAUGCAGUUGUUCAAUUUUUGGCGCGUCCUAACAGGCGACAUGAGCUUGGAGCGAAUGCCGAAAAAUAAAAUAUAUAACUCCAAGGCUAUUUGCAGUAAACAUUUUCAAUAUCACGAGUACGAAAAGAAUGAGACUCUUAAGCCCAAUGUUAUACCCUCAAUUGAUUUACCAGCUAAUAACUAUUUGUUUGGUGAGGACAAUAAGACGUGCAAUUAUUCAACGUGUACGAACAACAGGCACAGGGCCCCAGAAAAUACGUAUUAUUUCAGAAUACCUGACAACAAACAAUUUCAGUGGAGAUUGGGCGCCGGUUUAGUCAACAACUCCACCCCAAAUCAGGAUCUGUUCAUAUGUUCUCAACAUUUCAACCAGUCGGACUUCUACGACCACUGUCCGAAGUUCUUGAAGAAAACAGCUAACGUGAAGAUCGCGUCGUCGACUGCAAGGCCGACGCGAUGCGGCAUCAGCACCUGCACCAACAACACAAACCAUACGCCUCAAGUCUACCCGUAUCCGGACAAUAAAGAAAUGACCAACAUUUGGAUCAGAAACACCGGCAAUUCGGACACCGCAUUUGGCGUGUGCUACUUGCAUUUUGAGCCCAGGAUGUUCAAGGAGUCGAUUAAGGGUGCCCUGAGGGAGGACGCCUUUCCGACCCUCCAAUUGGAUACGAGAUUGGUACAAGAGCCUAUUAUUGACUAUAAUAUCAGCAUAUCAAAUAAACAAACCAUGGUGUGCACAUACAUUGUGUGUGGAUCCACUCAACUUACCCCCAACACGAGGCUAUUUAUGUUUCCCCAAGAUGCCACACUAUGGAGCGAGUGGUGUAGAGCCGCAGGCAAAGGUAAACAGUUCGAGGCGACCCGAAGACCCCAUUUUAUGUCGUUCGCCGUUUGUUCGAAACAUUUUAAAGAUUCUGACUUCUAUAGCGAUAGUAAAAGACUGUUACAUAAAAAGGCAAUACCUAUUCCAUGUGGGAGUAUCGAGGAUGUAUCGAUACCUUCCAGCAGUAAUUCACGAGCCACAGAAAAUGUACUUUCAGAUGUUGAAAUUUUGGAAAACCCAGUUAGUGUCAUUGAUUUGGAGAGUGAAGAAGAACUGAGUGAUUUGGAGUGGAUGGAUGGAACACCUGAUCCUGACAGUACUGAACCGACUUGCACAUUAUUUGACGGUUCAGUAGAUUUUCACGGUUUCCAGAAAAAAGUUAAAGCCAAACCAGUAAAAGGGAAUUUGACUUAUCACAGGCUGAAAUACUACACCAUGCAAAAAGGUUUAGAUGUAGGGUAUGAAGUCCUAAAAGGUCACAAGGUGGGUUCAAAAGGAAUGAAGUUAAAGUACCACACCGCCAUUAUAAUUGAUGACGAUGACGAACAAGAGAAAGCCCUAGUCGCAGAUCUGUCGAAACAUUUCAGAUCAGACCCCCCAGCCAAAUAAAAACAUAAAUUUUAUAUUUAUUUGCUAAUUAAUUAAUUAAUUAAUUCAUGUUAUAAAAUAAAUAUAUAUAUAAACAAUU
Molecule: messenger RNA, 2745 nt
Organism: Aethina tumida (small hive beetle)
Lineage: Eukaryota; Metazoa; Arthropoda; Insecta; Coleoptera; Nitidulidae
Exons: 13
Coding region: 69-2666 (865 amino acids)
Molecular function (GO): sequence-specific DNA binding
Source: RefSeq, a predicted model, not a curated record